Spirometra erinaceieuropaei is the source of this 495-nucleotide messenger RNA. Lineage: Eukaryota; Metazoa; Platyhelminthes; Cestoda; Diphyllobothriidea; Diphyllobothriidae. The record is from the annotation of a GenBank genome assembly.
AUGCCCUUUUGGUGUUGGAUAGCAGUGCGCUGGUUCUGUGGGGGUAGCAGUAAGUCUGUUUGCAUUUAUUAAGUCUGCUGGUUUUCCUGUUCUUCCGCGCCUUACUGAUCUUUCCUAUUCUAGCUUUCUUCAUUCCAACCAUCAACAGUUUCGUUCACGUCGUAAUGUACACCUACUACGGUCUAGCUGCCUUUAGACCGAAUUGGACACUGUACCUGAUGUAUAAACAUCUUCUCACGGUGUUACAGUUGGUAAGCAACACUUUAUGUUACCCGACGCAUUCCCUUGUAGGUGCAGUUCUUUAUAUGUAUGUUGUUCGGCCUGACUCUACUCCUUGUUCGUUGCGACUUCAUACCUGUUCAGCUGGUCUAUGUGGGUUUGACGUAUGGAGCCACUAUCAUCGGUCUGUUUCUUAAUUUCUACAUAUCUGCUUAUUCCCGUGAUCGCAAAAAGACUCUGAGACAAAGCAACCAACUUCGUGAACAUGCCGACUGA